AUGAUGUGUCACAACCAAUUCCGUGAAUGGCUUGAAAUACCUCCCUGUGGUACUUUAGAUAUUUUACUACUUGCUAAAUCCAAAUUUGGUCUGAACAUAAUAGAUAUAUCGGCGAAAUUCACACAAUGUCAAGUUAUUUUAAGAAGCAAGUUGAAAAACUCAAGUUCACCUGACAUUCGGCAAGUGUACCAAGCCAGUAGUACAAAUACUAAUGUCCAGUACGAUCGUUAUCUCAAGCCGAAGGAAGUUAUUCAAGAAAUCCGGGCAGAAAAAGUUGCAAACAUCACAUAUAAUUUAACUUCACAAAGUUUAAUUAUAAAAUCGCUUUGGAAUGAGGCCUUUCCUGAGAUUGUUAAAGAUUGGCAUGCUACUAUAGACAAACUACCCAAGAACAUUUACAACUUUGUCACGAGAUAUUUGAAUAACACAUUGCCUACCUUGAAUAACAUGCUUCUCUGGAAUAAAACAUCUAGCAAACUUUGCAAGGCGUGCUCAAACGUGCAAACCUUACAACAUGUCGUGCCCUCUUGUAAGAUCCAUCUGGACGAAGGGCGCUACACUUGGCGUCACAACUCGAUUCUUAAACAUCUUGUCGAGUAUUUAUGGAGCGUUAAGAAAGAUUUACGCUUCUACGCUGAUUCGAAGGCUUCGAAAAUCCAUCAGUUGUAA
Messenger RNA from Paramuricea clavata, 669 nucleotides. The record is from the annotation of a GenBank genome assembly. Lineage: Eukaryota; Metazoa; Cnidaria; Anthozoa; Malacalcyonacea; Plexauridae.